AUGUCGCGACCAAACAAACUCAAACCGGAUGAGGAGAACGGCACCUACAUCGCCCGAUUGCACCAACGCGGCCUCCUCAUCCCUCCCCCAACAAAGACAUGCUUCCGCUGCAAAAACAACUUCACCGGUGCCUCCAACAUCUGCCGCCCAUGCGCCAAGAUCCUCUACCCUAACAAAAAACCCAAACCUGACGCCUACCUCGACGUGUGCCAGGUAUGUCUCCCUCAGCUAGAGCCUAGAGAGGAUAAGCGUCCUGCCAGGACUCUGCAUCUUGGUCCUGGGUGGUGCGUCAGGUGCAAUGCCGUGCCUGGUAACGAGUUUCCUCUCAUCUGUGAUGAGUGCGACAUUGUUGAGCCGCUGCCCGUGUUCGUUAAUGAUGAUAGGGGAGGGAAGGUAGACAUGCUCCAGGAUGUUGAGACGCUGUGGUGCGUCAAGUGCGAGAAGCAGGCUGAGUCGCACUGUCGUCUAUGA
This is a messenger RNA of Fusarium keratoplasticum, 471 nucleotides long. RefSeq lists its product as uncharacterized. Lineage: Eukaryota; Fungi; Ascomycota; Sordariomycetes; Hypocreales; Nectriaceae. The transcript has a single exon. Bases 1 to 471 code for a protein of 156 amino acids. The record is from RefSeq and is a predicted model, not a curated record.